UCCUAACAUAACGCGUCAGAUAGCAGACACCGAAGACCCCCAUUGUUAACCAGAUGAUUAUUCAUGCGUUAUUGUUGUCCACCCCUCCCUUAUUCCGCGCAUCAGUAUUGUCAGUUCUGCACCUUAUGGAUGUGGAAAGCCAACUCUUCCACGCGCAUUAUGGCCAACACUCAACAACAAGUUUCCAUUAGUCUGCCAGUGAUAACACUCAACAUACCAUCGGCUGAUAAUUGAUGCUGUUAGGAUCACUAACUACUAACAGUAAUAGUUAGCCCUUUUUACCCCAAUAUACAUAUAUAUUUUUUUUAACCAACAAACAUGGACACCAAAGUAAAGAGGAGUACGAUGACAGAAUUCUGGAAGGAGCACAGCCAUCAGGCCACGGUUGAAGAAAUGAUGUUGGACUCUCAUGCCCAGGAGCUGACCCAGCAAGAACUGCCUGAGAUCCUCUCCCUGCUGCCCAGCCUUUCCGGACAGAGGGUCCUAGAGCUGGGCGCCGGCAUCGGUAGGUACACCAGCCACCUGUUGACCCAGGCCAGUCACGUGACAGCGGUCGACUUCAUGGAGAGCUUCGUGGAGAAGAACAGACAGGACAACAGUCACCAUGGCAACGCCUCCUUCCUCCAGGCAGACGUCACCAAGCUGGACUUCCCCAAAAACAGUUUUGACAUCAUCUUCUCCAACUGGCUGCUGAUGUAUCUGAGUGACGAGGAGCUGAGGUCACUAACAGAGAGGAUGCUGGGAUGGCUCCGCCUCGGAGGAUACCUGUUUUUCAGGGAGUCCUGCAACCACCAAUCAGGUGACUAUAAGAGGACCUUUAACCCCACCCACUACAGAUCGUCGGCCCACUACAGUCACCUGGUGACAACAACACUGCGGGAGGAGUCAGAGGGGGCGGAAAAGCAGGUGUUUGGCUUUGACAUCGUGCUCAAUAAAAUCGUGCAGACAUACAUCAAGAUGAAGAACAACCAGAACCAGGUGUGUUGGCUGUUGGAGAAGGUGGGUCGGGACACCGCCUGUCAAGAAGGCUUCAGAACCUUCCAGCAGUUCCUGGACAACCAGCAGUACACACGCAAAGGCAUCCUGCGAUACGAGAAGAUGUUUGGGGCAGGAUACGUCAGCACUGGGGGACCCAGCACUACCAAGGAGUUUGUUGACCUGCUGAACUUGAAGCCUGGGAUGAAGGUGCUGGAUGUGGGGUGUGGCAUUGGUGGUGGAAACUUCUACAUGGCAAAGGCCUUCGGCGUGGAGGUGCUGGGCCUGGACCUGUCAGCCAACAUGGUGGAUAUCGCCAUAGAGAGGGCCAUGGAGGAGAAGCUUCCAUCGGUCCAUUUCGAGGUGGCCGACGCCACUAAGAGAGAGUUCCCAGAAGGGUCGUUUGAUGUGGUCUACAGUCGAGACACCAUCCUGCACAUCGACGACAAACUGGCACUGUUAAAACGCUUCCAUUCGUGGUUGAAGCCCACUGGCCAGGUUCUGAUCACUGACUACUGCUGUGGAGAGAAGCCCUGGACUCCUCAGUUCCAGGAGUACGUCAAACAGAGAGGUUACAUUCUCUACACCCCACCAGAAUACGGCAAGUUCCUCCAGCAGGCAGGUUUCUCUAACGUACGUGCUGAGGACAGGACAGCUCAGUUCACGCAGGUGAUCCAGACAGAGCUGGAGAGAGCAGCAGCCAUGAAAGACGAGUUCAUUGAGGAGUUCUCAGAGGAAGACUACCUGGCCAUAGUGAACGGCUGGAGAGACAAACUAAAACGCUGCGACACUGGGGACCAACGCUGGGGUCUAUUCCAUGCAACAAGGAACUGAGAGAGAGAUGGAGAGGAGAGAAGUAUCCCUUCAGGGGGGAGGGUUCAGUGCCUGGUCCCAGCUCCACUGCUACCAGAUCAACUAGAGGUGCUUACUAGACAUCAGUAGCCUCUAGUCUGAGAUGAUCUUGUGGCACGUACAGAUUGUGAAGUAUUUGAAAAAUGGUCGUUAUCCAGGUACCAGUCUAACCGGUGUCUUUGGUUUGAAAGGCGAAAAUGAACCUUUUUACCAAAGUAAAUUUUAUUAGACAUUUUAACUUUGUGUAAAUUCGACCCGACAAUUUUUUUGUUAUCAGAUGUGAAUGUGCAUCAUUUCCCAGUCUGUACUAUCAACAUACCAUAGUUUGAUAACUUUUACAAAUAAAAUGUUGAAAACACUCUGUUUGCCCUG
Messenger RNA from Oncorhynchus mykiss (rainbow trout), 2199 nucleotides. RefSeq lists its product as uncharacterized. NCBI's taxonomy places the organism in Eukaryota, Metazoa, Chordata, Actinopteri, Salmoniformes, Salmonidae. The record is from RefSeq and is a predicted model, not a curated record.